Messenger RNA from Ustilaginoidea virens, 429 nucleotides. RefSeq lists its product as uncharacterized. The transcript has 2 exons. NCBI's taxonomy places the organism in Eukaryota, Fungi, Ascomycota, Sordariomycetes, Hypocreales, Clavicipitaceae. The record is from RefSeq and is a predicted model, not a curated record. The coding region runs from base 1 to 429 and encodes 142 amino acids.
AUGAGCACUAUAAACAUCGUCAAAUACUACUUCCACCGUCUUAAUGUUCCUAGAACCGAAGAAAGGAUGAGAAAGCUUGUCGCGUUGGCAUACCAGUCAGCUUGUGAACAGCAGCUCUAUCCAAAAGCCAUCCUCAUCCGGAGCGAGGUUCACUUAACAACGACGAUCGAGGGGGAACGUCAGCCAGAUCCUGAAGGCCUACACGUUACGUUUAGCUAUAAGACCCAAGACCACUUGGGCAGGGAGACACAUAUCACCUCCCAUGCGUACGUAUAUGAUACAAUUUCUGUGGAACUCAGGAAGUCGUCUCCUACACCCGAGAAGGCCGACUCGACUUUGAAAAGAAGCGGUAAAGCACUUAAACCAGUUUGGCCGUCCGCAGAAAAGCUCUGGGAGGCCCCAGAUGUCGGCUAUUCACACUUGCCCUGA